CCUCCCUCGACUCUCGCUGUUGCAUCUUUAUGGUUCCGGUCCCACCUUCCCUUGGGGCCGGAAGUGGCGCAGCGGCGAAGGUUGAGCGAGUCGAAGGACUUAAGAAGGCUGCGGUCUUAGCUGUGAACGCCAGUUUUUUUGCAGGGGGCAAAAUGCCAUCGGCUAAACAAGUAGCUGACUUUGGCUACAAGGCCUUCUCUGCCUCCAUGAUGUUGCUCACCGUGUACGGCAGCUUCCUGUGUGGUGCCCAGGCCUAUCGCUACUUUCAGCAUCGUGGUGUCCUGCGUCAGGCAGCUGAAGAACAAAAGACUCCAAACGUCCUACGGGACUGAAGAGAUUGUUUUAUCAUAGAAUACAGAGGCCUGUGGCCUGCUGUAGAACAUCAGACAUUAUUUGCAUGGAAGGGUAAUUACCAGCCCUUGCUUGGGAGUCUCCCUGGCUUCCAGUCUUGGUCAAAGGAAUGUAUUGAUGUGCUCCCUGCCUUGAGUUCUGAGUGAUGAUGGAUCACAGUGGAGGGGUGACAGUGAAGGACAUACAAAGACAUUAAAUAUGGUUUGCCAUUUCAA
Messenger RNA from Phascolarctos cinereus (koala), 566 nucleotides. RefSeq names its product cytochrome c oxidase assembly factor COX14 (gene COX14). Gene Ontology annotation, cellular component: mitochondrion. The record is from RefSeq and is a predicted model, not a curated record. NCBI's taxonomy places the organism in Eukaryota, Metazoa, Chordata, Mammalia, Diprotodontia, Phascolarctidae. Gene Ontology annotation, biological process: mitochondrial respiratory chain complex IV assembly.